AUUGGGAGCAGACGAGGAGGAAUUAUUAAUUGAAGGCGCAGAAAUGCAUGGUUUGGGUAAUUGGGCGGAUAUCGCAGAUUUUAUAGGGAAUAGAACGAAGGAAGAUUGCGAGCGACAUUACAUGGAAACGUAUGUUAACAGGGAAACAUGGCCGUUACCGGACAUGAAUGUGAAAUUUCAAAUAGAUGAAGAGACAAUGCGCGAACGAAAACGGCGGCGUAUAUUGUCAAUAGAAAAUCGAACUCAAAAUUCAACACAGAAAAUUCCCACGAAG
Messenger RNA from Scutellospora calospora, 274 nucleotides. Lineage: Eukaryota; Fungi; Glomeromycota; Glomeromycetes; Diversisporales; Gigasporaceae. The record is from the annotation of a GenBank genome assembly.